AUGUCCAACCUAGAGAUCCGAAGAGGCGAUUUCCUCUACCGAGACAACUUCUUCGUCGACCUGGGCGAAAACAAAUGUCACCCUCGCGCCUCAAUUUCCAUCCUCCAGGACCUCUUAUUCCCGGGGGCCGUCAACCCUGUAACCAAAGAUCAAGUCGACCACUGGUAUGAAGCACAGUUGAUUCAUUAUGGUCUCCCGCAGUCCAAGGACAAGGAUACGGCCAAAGCGUGCCUCACAAAUGCCAUCACGUCCAACACGCUCGCUGUGCCAUCAUACCUCAUGCAGAUGGAAGCGGACAUGAAGAAUGAAUAUGUCUCCGCGGCGAGGAAGGCGAGGACUGCCGCUACCAAAAUGCAGAGUGCGACUUCAACUAGUGCGACUGUAACGACGAAUGGAAAGAAACGGAAAGCAGAAGACGACAGUGUCGGUGGCUCAAUGACAACAGUAUCCCUCAAGGUCGGCGAUGUUAAUCUGGACAUCGGUCACCAAUCUGUGACGGCAACUAUUGUCGGAGCUGGUGAAAACAAGAAGAAGAAAGUCGGAGAAUCAGCUCCGGUCAAGAAAUUGACUUCUAGGCCCAGAGUAACAACAGAUCCUGUUCCGGCAGUGAAGGCAAAAAGCGCAAAUGAAUCAACGGGAGCAUCAACGGGGUCUCCAAUUCGGCCUUCCGCAUUUUCAUCACAAUCAACAUCCCCAACCACUGCUUCCUGGCCCAGAAAAAUACUGGCCGGUCGACGGGGACGACUUUUCCCGAGUCCCAGCUCACGAAUUUCACCCAAUACGAACAAUCCACGCCGAUUCUCCGGCGAGACUCCGGCCUCCUUCUGCAACUACAACAACAAGAACAACCGCGACAAGGACAUUGAAAUGGUCGACGCCCCUCCUCCCUGUGACCCGAUCGAUUUCACUCACCAACUCUACUCUCCAUCUCCUUCUCCCUCUCGCAUCGGCAUGAUUCUAAUCCCAGGAACAUUCGCCAUCCGCGCUUAUGUACCCAACGAGUCCUUUCCCAUCCACGCCAGCCUCACACUCCGUAUUGACAAAGUGCACAACACGCUCUGGGGCCGCUUCAACAUCGGUUCGCGCACAGGGAUAAUUCGCAUGGACGACACUUCCGGUCUCGCGCGCGGUGAUACGGUCUCGUUUGGCUGGAGAGCAGAAGACACAAACGCGAGUUGCCAGACGAGGUACAAGUUUGGACGUGGGUGUAAUGGGUCAAUGGAAUUUGAUGGGCGGGGCGGAGUGCGUGGACGGUUUUUCGGUUUAGUUUAUGUUCAGGAUGUGGAGUUUGAGGGCACAAUGGAGAAUGAGGAUGAUGCACUGGAGGCUGAGGAGCUGAAGUAUCAGUGGGAUGAGUUUCUGAGGCUUGCGUAUGGAAUGGCUUGA
Rhinocladiella mackenziei CBS 650.93 is the source of this 1386-nucleotide messenger RNA. RefSeq lists its product as uncharacterized. The coding region runs from base 1 to 1386 and encodes 461 amino acids. Lineage: Eukaryota; Fungi; Ascomycota; Eurotiomycetes; Chaetothyriales; Herpotrichiellaceae. The record is from RefSeq and is a predicted model, not a curated record. The transcript has a single exon.